Messenger RNA from Lagenorhynchus albirostris (white-beaked dolphin), 3632 nucleotides. It is a transcript of the gene KCNA4, whose product is annotated as potassium voltage-gated channel subfamily A member 4. Gene Ontology annotation, cellular component: membrane; voltage-gated potassium channel complex. Gene Ontology annotation, molecular function: delayed rectifier potassium channel activity; protein binding; potassium ion binding. Gene Ontology annotation, biological process: protein homooligomerization; potassium ion transmembrane transport. Lineage: Eukaryota; Metazoa; Chordata; Mammalia; Artiodactyla; Delphinidae. The record is from RefSeq and is a predicted model, not a curated record. The coding region runs from base 424 to 2415 and encodes 663 amino acids. The transcript has a single exon.
AGAAAAAUAUAUUCCAUUUUCUAGGCACGACUGCUGGCUGUUGGAUACUUGCUGCCUUUAAAUCUGGCAGCAUCAAUACCACAUUCUAGACGUUAUUUCCCACUUUGAACAUCCCCCCCCAAAUAAGUGUUUGGGAGACCCCAACAUUUUCUGACUUAGGCUUGAAAGUGCCAGGCUGUUUCUCUGGAGGAACCAAGCUCUGGAGAGCAACACUGAAUCCCUGGGAAGAGAGAGCAUGGGGUGUGCUGAUUUAAAAACAGAAAAUGCAAAGUUGGACUGAAAAUAUCCUUAGUCUUCCAAGCAAUCUGCUUAAAGGUUCCAAACUUACCUUAAUUUGGUGAGAAAAGAAGCUGCCCUAUUUUUCUUUCUCCUUCUUCUUCUUCUCCUCCAACUGGAACCAGCCAUUUCCCCCAAACCACCACCAUGGAGGUUGCAAUGGUGAGUGCGGAGAGCUCAGGGUGCAACAGUCACAUGCCUUACGGUUAUGCCGCGCAGGCCCGGGCCCGGGAGCGCGAGAGGCUGGCUCACUCGAGGGCGGCUGCGGCGGCUGCUGUCGCCGCGGCCACAGCUGCUGUGGAAGGCGGCGGGGGGUCUGGAGGGGGCGCCCACCAUCACCACCACCACCAGCUGCGUGGGGCCUGCACCUCCCAAGACCCUCAGAGCGGCCGGGGAAGUAGGAGGAGGAGGCGACAGCGGCCCGAGAAGAAGAAAGUCCAGCACCGGCAGAGCAGCUUCCCUCACUGCUCCGACCUGAUGCCCAGUGGCUCCGAGGAGAAGAUCCUGCGGGAUCUGAGUGAGGAGGAGGAGGAAGAGGAGGAAGAGGAGGAGGAAGAGGAAGAAGAGGAGGCAGAGGAGGAGGAGGGAAGGUUUCGCUACAGCGAGGAUGACCGCGGCGAUGAGUGUUCCUACACCGACCUGCUGCCCCAGGACGAUGCGGGCGGCGGUGGCGGCUACAGCUCGGUCCGCUACAGCGACUGCUGCGAACGCGUGGUGAUCAACGUCUCGGGCCUGCGCUUUGAGACCCAGAUGAAAACCCUGGCCCAGUUCCCCGAGACUUUGCUGGGGGACCCUGAGAAGAGGACUCAGUAUUUCGACCCUCUGCGUAACGAGUAUUUUUUUGACAGGAACAGGCCUAGCUUUGAUGCCAUCUUAUACUAUUACCAGUCAGGGGGCCGCCUGAAGAGGCCCGUCAACGUCCCCUUUGAUAUCUUCACGGAGGAGGUGAAGUUCUACCAGUUGGGGGAGGAGGCCCUGCUCAAGUUUCGGGAGGAUGAGGGCUUUGUGAGAGAGGAGGAGGACAGGGCCUUGCCGGAGAAUGAAUUUAAAAAGCAGAUUUGGCUGCUCUUUGAGUAUCCGGAGAGCUCCAGUCCCGCGAGGGGCAUAGCUAUCGUCUCGGUCCUGGUCAUCCUCAUCUCCAUCGUCAUCUUCUGCCUGGAAACCUUGCCAGAGUUUAGGGACGACAGGGAUCUUAUCACAGCACUGAGCACAGGCGGGCACAGUGGGUUGUUGAACGACACCUCGGCCCCCCACCCAGAGAACUCAGGGCACACGAUAUUCAACGACCCCUUCUUCAUUGUGGAGACGGUCUGCAUUGUGUGGUUCUCCUUUGAGUUUGUGGUUCGCUGCUUUGCUUGUCCCAGCCAAGCCCUCUUCUUCAAAAACAUCAUGAACAUCAUUGACAUUGUCUCCAUUUUGCCUUACUUCAUCACGCUGGGCACGGAUCUGGCCCAGCAGCAGGGGGGUGGCAACGGGCAGCAGCAGCAGGCCAUGUCCUUCGCCAUCCUCAGGAUCAUCCGUCUGGUCCGAGUAUUCCGGAUCUUCAAACUCUCCAGGCACUCCAAGGGCCUGCAGAUCCUUGGCCACACCCUCCGAGCCAGCAUGCGGGAACUGGGCCUUCUGAUCUUUUUCCUCUUCAUUGGGGUCAUCCUCUUUUCCAGUGCUGUGUAUUUCGCGGAGGCGGAUGAACCGACUACCCAUUUCCAAAGCAUCCCAGAUGCAUUUUGGUGGGCCGUGGUGACCAUGACAACUGUGGGCUACGGGGACAUGAAGCCCAUCACUGUGGGGGGCAAGAUCGUAGGGUCUCUGUGUGCCAUUGCAGGCGUCUUAACCAUUGCUUUGCCAGUGCCAGUGAUUGUCUCUAACUUUAACUAUUUCUACCACAGAGAGACUGAAAAUGAGGAACAGACACAGCUGACACAGAAUGCAGUCAGUUGCCCGUACCUCCCUUCUAAUUUGCUGAAGAAAUUUCGGAGCUCUACUUCUUCUUCCCUGGGGGACAAGUCAGAGUAUCUAGAGAUGGAAGAAGGGGUUAAGGAAUCUCUGUGUGCAAAGGAGAAGUGUCAGGGAAAGGGGGAUGACAGUGAGACAGAUAAAAACAACUGUUCUAAUGCGAAGGCUGUGGAGACCGACGUGUGAAUCUCCUUCGCCACCCGCCACUGCCCCUCCCCCCAAUCCCAGCAUCUCCAAAUAUAUUUAUGCAUAGAGAGUGCAGUUAUGAAAAUGAUAUAUGCAAAUGAAUCCAAUGCAUACAGUAGUACGCCAUUUAAUGGUUAUACAUGGCAUAAUUGUUACUAAACUUGUAUUACAUAUCAAACAAAUGAUACAUCUUGGAGAAGAGGGAGGCUUAAAUAGGAGCAAAUCUAUCUUUAUAUUUUUUAUUAGAAUGCAAGAAUUUUGCACAUUAACUGGAGGAGGUGUUAAAAGUAAAGAUGGUUCUGUGGAGAGAAUGUGUAUGUGUGUGUUUGUGUGUGUGUGAGUGCUGCGUGCGUGUGUGUAUGUGUAAGUAAAUUGUCAACGUUGUUAGUAAUCGUGCAGUGAUGGGAAAAGUUGGCAUUUUGAAGUAUUUACUAUGUAAGACCUAAUGAAUUUGAGCUGUCAUUUAUCAGUGCUUUAAUAGCAUUUCAUGUCUUUGGAUUCCAUAGCUGUUGUUUUUUAAAAAUUGUAAGAAUUACUAUGUAGAAAAAAAAGAAAGUGGAUUAUUUAAUAGACGAUAGGUUACAGUUUUAUCUUGGAUUUAAUUAAAGUUUAUUUUUAACUGGAAAUUAACUUUUAAAAAGGCUGCAGGGGCCUUUAGAAAUUGAUUAUAUUUUAUUAUUAAUUUUGGGGAGAUGUGACAGCAAAUGCCUAACAAUGAUGGAAGAAAUGAAAUCAGAGAAAAUGUAACAAGUUUUGUUCACAGAUAACAGAACUGGAAUUUUCUUUCUUUUUUUUUUUUUCCUUUUCCUUUGCACUACUUUAUAUGCUGGAGAUUGAGAGAGACUUCAUACUGUGAAUGUUUACUAAUGUAACAGUUCAAUGACAAUCAUUGGAAGAAUGAUUUCUUAGUCUUAUUUUAUUGUUCUCUCAUUUUCUUUGUGUGAGAAGAAUGGCCACAGAGAUAACAGCACAUGAUUCCCUUCUCUUCUUAAAUCUAAAUAACUGAUCUGCAAAGGGACUAUGAAGUCAAAUUUAGCAACUGAAUCUUUUGAAAUUGCUCUGUUACAAUGAUGCUUCUGAAACCAUACUAUUUUAAAUAUUCUUCUGCCUUUAAAUCCAGAAUAAUUUAACCAAAGUUAAUGCAUGCACUGAAAGAAUUCUUGAAGAAUUAAGACGCCCAGCAGCUACAGUGAUUAUGGCUUAAGAGCUUUCUAUUA